Molecule: messenger RNA, 702 nt
Organism: Microtus oregoni (creeping vole)
Lineage: Eukaryota; Metazoa; Chordata; Mammalia; Rodentia; Cricetidae
Gene: Dydc1
Product: DPY30 domain containing 1
Exons: 7
Coding region: 51-578 (175 amino acids)
Cellular component (GO): Set1C/COMPASS complex
Source: RefSeq, a predicted model, not a curated record
GCCAGCCCAGCCAUCUGGGUUGUUUACACGGUUUUGUUUAGGAGUUAGAAAUGGAGUCAACAUAUCUUCAGCAGUGCCUGGGGACAUGCCUAACUCAAGGUCUCGCAGAAGUGGCAAGAGUUCGCCCAAUGGAUCCAAUCGAAUAUUUAGCCUUGUGGAUUUCUAAGUACAAGGACAUUGUGACCUUGGAGCAGCAGAGACAGAAAGAUAUGAUUGAUUUGGAGCGCGAGAGACAAUUAGCACGGAUGGAGCAGGAAAUGAUGGAGCGACUCAAAGCAGAGGAACUCUUGUUUCAGCAGCAGCAGCUGGCAUUCCAACUGGAGCUGGAAAUGCAAGAAAAAGAGAAACAGAAGAAGGAAGAACUCCAGCAAGCUGAAGCGUUAAAUAAGGAGAUGAGUAUGGAAAGCAUGGCUCGGGGUGAGGAGCCUAUACCGUCGUCAGAGGACUUAAUGAUGGACUCGGGCAAAACCCUAGCUGAAAUAAGUGAUCGCUACGGGGCUCCUAACUUGAGCAGGGUGGAAGAGCUUGAUGAGCCCAUGUUCUCUGAUGUUGCAUUAAACAUUGAUCAAGAUUUGUAGGAUCAAUCAACUGUGAAGAAAUAUUGUCUACCCAUUUCAGACUUCAAAUCACAAAAGCCCUUAUAUGUAAUUUCCCCCCUCCAAACUUGAACUCUACUCCCCACCACCACCCACUAACUUUGUA